This is a messenger RNA of Thalassophryne amazonica, 707 nucleotides long. Its product is annotated as C-reactive protein-like. The transcript has 5 exons. Bases 12 to 686 code for a protein of 224 amino acids. The record is from RefSeq and is a predicted model, not a curated record. NCBI's taxonomy places the organism in Eukaryota, Metazoa, Chordata, Actinopteri, Batrachoidiformes, Batrachoididae.
CACACUAAAAGAUGGCAUUUUUGCUUCUCCUGCUGAUGCUGACAGCAUGUGCUGCUGUUCCUCAAGAUCUUUCAGGCAAAAUGUUCACUUUUCCACAACAAACCAACACAGCUCAUGCCAGGCUGAACACAUUAAUAGAAGAUUUUGGUGCCAUCACUGUAUGCCUCAGGUCCUUCACAGACCUACGUAGAACUCACUCUCUCUUCUCUCUGGCCACAAACUCCACUGACAACGGCUUUCUCAUCUUUAAAACCGCCACAAGUGACAGAGUUGAUGUUUACGCCAGAAACGGUGUUGCACAAUUUUCAGGGCAGGAUUAUCUUUUGAACACGUGGAACUCUCUCUGUGCUACAUGGGACUCUGAAAAUGGCCUGGUGCAGCUGUGGCUCAAUGGAAAGCCUACAGUUAGGAAAUUUGUCUCCGCUGGAUCAAACAUCAGUGAGCAUACAGUUAUCUUAGGACUGGAGCAGGAUUCCUGUGGUGGGCUCUUUCAUAGCUCACAGUCAUUCAUUGACAUGGUCUGUGAUGUCCACAUGUGGAAUUACGUCCUUUCACCCUAUGAAAUCCAUCGAUACUCAGAUGAUCUCAACUUCACCCCAGGAAACGUGCUCAACUGGAGGUCGCUGGCCUUUGAGACUGUAGGAAGAGUGCUGGUGGAAAACAAACAAAUGAUCUGCAGUCACUAAGCAUAACAAGAUGUAAUCUAA